Clonostachys byssicola is the source of this 597-nucleotide messenger RNA. Lineage: Eukaryota; Fungi; Ascomycota; Sordariomycetes; Hypocreales; Bionectriaceae. The record is from the annotation of a GenBank genome assembly.
AUGGCCCAUCACCCAGACGGCGACGACACCCCUGUUCGAGACCUGCCAUUCUUCCACGACAUCAAUGUGAUGAUUCUAGUCCUGCAAAAUAGCUCUACUCGUCGAAAGCCUAAGUCACAUAUCUUCCGCCCUAGCGUUGGCGACAAUACUGGCGCCGACAAAUGGGCGGGCUUCGUGCCCAAGGAUAUGAGCCGCAAAGUCCUUACAUCCCGACGCCGGACCUCCAAGAUCCAGAUCUUGAUUGCCAGUAUCAAUACCUUGGCGUUUAUGGUCAAUCUGCAUAACUGCUGCUCGGAUGGCCUUUUCAUCUGUCUCGCAUCAUCUGCCGCGACCAUGCGACAGAUUACUAGCCGACUCAUCCGGCUGAACCAGACUCAGCCGGUGUCGUGGUAUAUCAUCCGACUUAUAAAUUCGUGCCAUGACUAUCAGGAGCGGUCACUGACCGGUAAGUGGGUGCGGCAGAUCGCGGCAGAGUGCCGCAUGCCGCCCAACCUGCCCCUCCUGUUCCAAGAGGUCCUCAUAUACGAGGCAAUUAAGUCGAUGUGGUGCCAGUCAUUCAACAGGUUUGCCUGGAUGCUCCUGCUGGAGCAAAACUAG